CAAGAUCAGGGGUACGGUUCCCCUUUUUUGGCAUAUUUUCCGCAGAGGGCUGAACACCUAACGUGGAGAAGGUCAUUCGGCACGUUGCUGAUUGGCGUUGGUUGGAUAAUAGAACUCUGGCACAUUGGCUCUGGCAGCUGGGCGUUGGUUCUUACGAGACCAAGAAUCGAGUCUCAGGUGGUGGUAAUAAAAAGACAGAUUUUCUGCCAUCGGUCCCGGGUUUGGGUUGAACGAAAGGGCGUUCAGGCGUGACCGCGUCACCGCGAGACGAUCUGUGGGUCAAUCGAGCGGAACAUGGUAAACAUAAUCUGAGUACAGGUUCGGUAUAAAACUAUCUGAUCAAGACGGGAGGGCCGUUAGUUUUUGCGGGAAAGUGUGUCGCGUAACUUGGUUGAUUUAUUGGCGUAAUAAUUAUGGAGUGGCAAAUUGUACUGGCCCUCGGGUUGGUUUUGAGUUCGAUUGAUUGUAGUGAUCAGGCCCAUGCUAGGUCAUAUGUGUAUCGAAGCUAUGACGCAACCCCAGGACACGUGGUCUAUGUGAGUCCUUUGUCGAGUGAGCCACGUGUCGUUCAUCGAUCAGGAGAUGGAUCGUACAAAGUGAGGUCAAACGACGAGUUCCAUGACCCUGGUAGUGAAUCUGAUAGUCGCACUGAAGGUAGUGAAGAAGAUGAACGCAAAGUAUUACACACUAAACAUUCCUCAGAAUCAGGUGAAUCUCAUGAACAGGAACAUUAUUCUAAAAAGGGUGAAAGGGGUUCCAGUGGCCAUAAGUCAAAUCACGGUGUUAAAAAGGGCAACAAGGGAAGUUACGACAAAGAAGAUCAUUCUCACUCGUACGCCAACGAAGGUGAUCGUAAAAAGUCUUAUCAUGAUGAGGAUUCCCACCAUAAUCAUCAUCACGCACAGGCACACCAAUCGAAAGGAGGCAAACACGGUGAAAAGAAAUAUCACAAGAAAGGCUCCAAAACGACCGGAUAUCACAACGUUUUCCACAAGGACGAGUUCAAGAAGGAGCACAUCUUCUACGACACUGCCGAUCACAGCGGCCACUUCAAGAAGUACGGAUCCGCGCACAAGCAUCACGCUAACGAGGCGGAGGAUUACGUCAAGGGAGGCCACAAGGAGGAAGCCCACUCGGAGAAGAAAGACUCUCGCCGGGGUCACUCGGAGGAGGGCAAAUACGACAGUCAUCAUCACGAUUUCAAGAAGCAGCGAUCCGACACCAAGGACUAUCGGGAUCGGGAGGAGUUCGGGAAGAAAGAUGGCCAUAAUGGAGCUCGGACCCAUGGAUAUACGAUUUACCAUACGUAG
Molecule: messenger RNA, 1310 nt
Organism: Uranotaenia lowii
Lineage: Eukaryota; Metazoa; Arthropoda; Insecta; Diptera; Culicidae
Product: histidine-rich glycoprotein-like
Exons: 1
Coding region: 414-1310 (298 amino acids)
Source: RefSeq, a predicted model, not a curated record